Messenger RNA from Spizellomyces punctatus DAOM BR117, 999 nucleotides. RefSeq names its product thioredoxin. The transcript is spliced from 13 exons. Lineage: Eukaryota; Fungi; Chytridiomycota; Chytridiomycetes; Spizellomycetales; Spizellomycetaceae. The coding region runs from base 49 to 921 and encodes 290 amino acids. The record is from RefSeq and is a predicted model, not a curated record.
UUUUGCCAAGUGGAAUAACCUUGUAGACUCGUCAACAAUAAGCGUAACAUGUCUCUUGUUAAAAGUAUUAGAUCACAGGCGGAAUAUCAGGCAUUGCUUUCUCAGGCUGAUGCCAAGAAACUGAUCGUGGUGGAUUUCACAGCCAGUUGGUGCGGUCCUUGUCAGAUGAUCAAGCCUGUAUUUGCUGAGCUUAGCACGAAAUACAGACAUGUCACAUUUGCUCAAGUUGAUGUUGACGAAUUGCAAGAAGUAGCUGCAGCUGCUGGCGUGCAGGCGAUGCCCACCUUUCAGUUUUUCAAGGCUGGAUCAAAGAUUGGUGAAUUGAAGGGCGCAAACAAGAAUGGAUUAGAGCAGCUCAUCAAGCAAUUUCAAGGGCCCGCCGAUGAAUCCAACAAUGCCGCAGGACUCGGAGGCCACAGCGACCUGACCGAAUUUGUCACGAUCAACCAACUUGAGUGCCUCAACCAAUCUCACAACCACAAUGUGCGCAACAGCUUCAAAAAGGAUGACUCGUUUUUGGAAAGUGAUGUAGACGAGCAGCUCAUUAUCAGUGUGCCGUUCAACCAAGCGGUCAAGCUGCACUCAAUUAAGAUUGUGCCUGGUCCUUCAGGCCAAGCACCAAAGACUAUUAAAACGUUUGUGAACAGAGCUGCCAUUCUCUCAUUUGAUGAGGCGGAUUCCACAGACCCAGUCGAGACUAUUGAAAUUUCCGAAAAUGACUAUGAGACUGGGGCGGUGAUUCCCCUACGAUUUGUUAAAUACCAAAGCGUACACAAUCUGAAUAUUUUUGUGCAAGAUAAUUUAGGGGGAGAGGAAACCACCGUGAUCAAGCAGUUGAUUUUGUACGGAACACCUGUCGAAACGACAAAGAUGGGCGAUCUAAAAAAAGUUGGACACGAGCACGCAGGACCAUCCAAAUAAAGAAUGUGUCCAUUUCUUUUGUUCCGAUAGCCGGAUAUACAAAAAAAAAAUACUUUAGAUCAGUUUUUUGAGAGUGAA